AUGGGGACUGCCCGACAGCCACGCCAGUCUAUUGGUCAAGGGGAGGGUAUGAAGCGCAGAUCAGAUCCUGUGGCUCUUGCUACCAGAUUUGCGCCACUGGAUAACGAGGAUGAUAUGGUGGUAGUAGAGGACGCGCAACCUGGGGAAGCAGGGAACAUGGGGGAUGUUGAGGGGCCGGGACACGCAGCGGGUACCAAUGCUGAUGACAGGGCAAGCGGCCAAGGCAUCCGAUCUUUGACCACAGGCGGCGACAGAAGUAGGAGGCCGAACGUAGUGGUGUCAGAAAAGCAAAUCGCCAAUACGCCGCCGGUGUCGCAAGGGACUAAAUCGGGUGCAGUGGUCUUGGUGGCCAGAGCAGGCCGGGAAAACAGCGGGAGGUCAAGGCGGGCAACGGAGGAGGACGAGCACGUUGUGGUCCGAGGCGAGAAAGGGGGACUGGUGAUAAGUUCUUCUCGGGUGUCUGUGGGUGACACUGAUGGCGAUGUACCGUCACCAGUGUGGCAACCUACAAAGGAACACCAUAGUGACCCGCCGGGAAGCUUCGACGAUGAGGGGGAUGCAGUUAUGGAUCUGGAGGUUGAUCCAGCGCAGCAUGAGAAUGGAGGUAACGGGGGGCAGUUAUGGAUCUGGAGGUUGAUCCAGCGCAGAAUGAGAAUGAAGGUAACGGGGGAACUCAAUGAGCACCCUCGCUUGUGUUUUCUUUUAUGGUUUGUUUGUUUUCGGGGUGCGGGUGGCAAGCCGUUCCUGCGCGCCCUUAAGCAUUUUCUUAGGACGCACCGUCCUUUCAUUUUGGGCCUUUUCGAGCCCAAAGUAUCAGGUGCCCAAGCUAACGCCAUUUGCAUGAAGUUGGGUUUCUCGGACUGUGUCCGGGUAGAAGCUGUUGGCUUUAGUGGUGGCAUCUGGGUUUUCUGGAAAGACCCGAUGCAGAUAACGGUAGAUGUGCAAAACCAACCACCUGGAUUCUUAGCACCGAUCUACGGUAGGCCCGCCCACCACUUAAGACGGCGGUUAUGGAAGGACCUCCGGCAGUCGGCACACGGCAUUCAUGGGCCAUGCCUCAUCGCCGGGGAUUUCAACACGGUUCUGAACAGGGAGGAGACAAACAACUACAGUUCUUUUUCUUCCCAUCGGAGUUCUGACUUUGCUAAUUGGAUACAAGAUGAGGGCCUCAUUGACGUGGGCUUCUCGGGGCCCAAUCUUACUUGGGUCAAAGACGGGACCAGCGAAGCAUUAAAAGGGGCCCGGCUCGAUCGUGCUCUGUGCAACAUGGAUUGGCGUAUUCAGUUCCCAGAUGCGUGUGUUACCCACCUAGCGCGUUUAGCAUCUGAUCAUGCGCCCUUUGUUUCUACAGACCUGCAUGGGAUAGUUGAACGAGCUUGGAAACCUACUCUCAGUGCGGUGGAAAAUGCGCUCCACCUGGCUGCCGAACUGGCAGUUUGGAACAGGGAUUCUUUUGGAUGUGUCUUUAAGCGAAAAUGGUCCAUCAUGGCCCAGAUACAAGGUCUUCAGAGGGCCAUGGCUAUUAACUACCACAGUGGAAUGGUGAAGUUGGAUACGAAGCUCAGAGAAGAAAUGGAAGAUGUCCUCCACCGUAACACGGCCUUCUAUCACGCAGCUGCGACGAUUCGCAAGUCCCGGAAUGUUGUGCACAGGCUGGCGGACGAUAACAGCGAGUGGAUUUCGAAAGACACGGGGAUUCGGGAUCACAUUCGUAAUUUCUUUAUCCAGCUCUUCUCUUAUGCAGGUGAUAGGGACCCCAUGGAACAGAUGUUUGCGAGUUUCCCGCGAAUAAGGACCAGGAACUGGGCGUGUUUUAACCGACAGGUCUCCAAGGAGGAGGUUCAUAAAGCCCUGAAGGACAUGCAGCCUUUUAAAGCACCAGGUCCAGACGGGUUUCAGGCGGGCUUCUACCAGCAAAUGUGGGACACAACCGAUGAUAGCAUUUUUUGUUUGGUUAAAGAGGCUUUCGCAACGGGCAACCUACCUGCUGGCCUAAAUGAUACUCUUAUCGUUCUAAUCCCAAAGGCUCAAGAUCAUCCUACCAAGAUCGUAGGACCGUUUCAGAGUUCUUUUGUACCUGGCCGCCAGAUUUCAGAUAACGUGCUCAUUUUCCAAGAAGUUAUGCACUCAAUGCGUGACAAACGUGGUACGAAGGGGUUCAUGGAAAUCAAGCUGGACCUUGAGAAAGCCUAUGACCUUCUGUCUUGGAACUUCAUUCAGGAUACUCUGGAGCAUGUCGGGUUUACGGCUAACUUAAAGAAUCUCAUGAUGUCCUGCAUUCGAACCUCGAGGUUUUCGCUUAUUUGGAAUGGGGAGCGGUUGGAGUAUUUUUGCGGGGAGUGGGGCAUCAGACAAGGGGAUGCUAUGUCGCCAGCCAUUUUCGUUUUGUGCAUGGAGCGGCUAAGUCAACUUAUCGACUCCAAGGCUAAGGACCGCACCUGGAAAGGUAUUCAACUUGUGCCAAAUGGACCUAUUCUAACCCAUCUUUGUUUUGUAGAUGAUAUGAUCCUCUUCAUGGAAGCGACUCACGAUCAGGUGGAGGUAGUGAAAGAUUGUCUAGAGUGUUUUUGUAAAGCCUCCGGUCAAAGGGUCAGCCUGGGUAUGUCUCAAGUUUUCUUCUCGAAAAGCACAGAUCAAGGCUUAGCGGAUGAGAUAGUCAACAGGUUAAACAUUGAGCGAACAAACGACUUGGGGAAAUACCUGGGAGUACCAGCUUUACAUGGAAGGGAUUUCGUCACUUCGCCAAAAGAUGUUUGCGGCUUGGGUGGGAAACGAUUGACUGAGAUGAAUGUGGUGUGCAUGGCAAAGCUUGGAUGGAGGCUUAAGACGGAGCCAAACAGCCUCUGGGCACAAACCAUCAACACGAAAUACAGGAUACUAGGAAAGGGCUUAGGGAACUCGCCAGGGAGGAAGAACGUUUCUAAUGUUUGGCGGGGAAUUGCUGUAGCUUGGGGGACUAUGGAGGAGGGUCUAACUCGCAUUGUUCGAAGUGGCAGAGAAACGCAAUUUUGGAUGGAUAAAAGGCUCUCCCCGGAGCCUCUCUAUGCGAAGCUACAAACCCCUCUUGCUCUGGGAUGA
This is a messenger RNA of Ipomoea nil (Japanese morning glory), 3078 nucleotides long. RefSeq lists its product as uncharacterized. Bases 1 to 3078 code for a protein of 1025 amino acids. Gene Ontology annotation, molecular function: catalytic activity. Lineage: Eukaryota; Viridiplantae; Streptophyta; Magnoliopsida; Solanales; Convolvulaceae. The transcript has 6 exons. The record is from RefSeq and is a predicted model, not a curated record.